Rasamsonia emersonii CBS 393.64 is the source of this 420-nucleotide messenger RNA. Its product is annotated as RNA-binding protein required for biogenesis of the ribosomal 60S subunit. Gene Ontology annotation, molecular function: rRNA binding. Gene Ontology annotation, cellular component: nucleolus. The record is from RefSeq and is a predicted model, not a curated record. The transcript has a single exon. Gene Ontology annotation, biological process: ribosomal large subunit assembly; rRNA processing. NCBI's taxonomy places the organism in Eukaryota, Fungi, Ascomycota, Eurotiomycetes, Eurotiales, Trichocomaceae. Bases 1 to 420 code for a protein of 139 amino acids.
AUGAAGCCGUUUAUCGACCGUAUCAUUGGCAUUUUCGGCGUGGAUGGCAAGAUCUGGAUUCGGGUCUACGAGAUCCGCGAGUCGGAGAAGGGCAGUAAGAAAGCCACAGAGACCCCAGAUGACAAGCCGGUCGUGAAGAGGGAUAAUCUACCGGACAUCUCGCUUGUCGAGAUCGGCCCCCGCUUCGUCCUGACGCCGAUCGUCAUCCUCGAAGGCAGCUUUGGAGGACCCGUCAUUUACGAGAACAAGGAGUAUGUCAGCCCCAACCAGGUCCGUCGCGAGAUCCGGCUGCAGAAGGCGGCUCGGCGUGCCCAGCGCCAGGAUAUGCAGACGGACCGCCUGAUGAAGAAGUCUACUUUGGGCUUGGCGGAGCAGGGGAAGAAACGGGAUGCGUUGGACACGCGGGAAGUGUUUGGAUGA